AUGUCUCUCAAUGGGCUAGAUACUGCCGCUGUUGUCGAAGCCUACCAGUGCGCUCUGGCUGAUGCAGGUGGAUGGUUCCUUCUCCAUUACAUUGCAAGAGAUGAGGUGGCUUUACUCGAGCGAGGCACCGGUGGGGUGCCCGAGGUGCGCAAUGCUAUCGACAACUAUGAAGAGAUCUCGCCGCUCUAUGGUUUCCUACAGUACCGGCGAAGGAAAGUCAUUCUCCGGUACAUGCCCGAGGGAUUGUCCCGGCUCAUUUUAGGUACGCCAACGGUUGUCUCCCUUUAUCCAUCUCAAAUCGUAACUAACCAGGACGCGUUUUUGUUUCUUACAGCGCGAAGUAACGUUCAGUUUUCGUCUGUCCUUGAGAAAUUCACCCCAAAUGACUCGGUGCUCCCCUUAACGCAAGCUUCCGAUCUCAAUGAAAGCGCCUUGUCAUCCGCAUGUCUCCUUCACACUGCGUCGGGUUCGAUAACCUCCUCGUCAAGCUCGCUUCGGAGACGUCGGCUGAUGGAAAUCACGGAAGAUGCAGAGGAGAACGGUCCAAAGGAAGAGAUCAAGGAACAGUCACAGGCACCGCAAGCGCCCCCAAAGAGUGAAAUGCGGCAACGGUCAGGUAGCCAAAAAUCAGAGGCAACUGUCGUGCCACCGGUCACUUCUUCACCCCCCGAAAUCGAACAAUCCUCGCCUGAUCUCCGUCCACCCCCAUCACGAGCAAGCUCCCGCCCCCCGCCCUCUCGAGGAACCCCCAGCGAAACAAACUCCGAAUCCAUGUCCCCUACCCCUCAAUCCCCAGCUUCCAGCUCAGAGCGCUCCCGAUACAGAAACAUACUCGAUGAGUUUCCCCGGCCUUCGGAAGAAGUUCGGAUGUCCACACAAUCAGCACGGCCUUCUCUACAGGAAUUAGAACGCGUCUCCACAUACUCAAUCACGCCAAAGGUUAAGCUAGGUCCUCGUCCUUCCUUGGACCAAAGUGGACGCCCCCGCACUUCCGGGAGCUCCAAGAAUGUUGAGCAACGGCCCGUCGCGUCCCUUCCAUCCAACAUGCGUUCCUCCUCCGUGCGAAAAUCAAACACAACGGAACCUCCUCGCCCCCGAUCUCAAGGCAGUUCCUUUGCGACUAGACCCAACAGCCGUGCACCGCCGAUCCCCCCACUCCUCGUCCCUCCUCCGAGCAUUCCGAUCUCAAGACCCCCACCGUCCCCGGGUGCUAAAUCCCUAGGUGCUUUGUCUACCUCUUCCGGGAUGACCCCCGAAAAGGAGCGACUGAUGAAAGCAUUGCAACAACGACGAAAGGCCAUGGCCAAACGAGCCGAAGAUACGAAGAAAAAAUCAAGCAUUAUCGAAGUCGACGAAUCAAAGGCCCAAUCCAAGACCACAUCAGACCCGGAGGAAAACAAGGAGAACAUCAAUUUGGCACUGACUGGCCCCGAGAAGGCGGAGCCACUGGUAGAGCGAAAUCUACCUCUGCGAGAUCCCGAAUCACCUGCAGCCGAGCUACGUCAUGAGAUUCCAAUGGCGAACGAAGAAUCUCCAAUCUUGAUUCCCAUCGAGGCUGUUAAGCCAGAGCCAACGGCUGACAUUGCUGUGUCAGAUUCCGAAGGCAGGCCAUCCUCACAUACUUCGGGUCCCAGUGCUGACUCUACAUUCUCUACUGACCUUGGAGAUUUCUCGGGGGUCAUAAAGUCAGAGACGCCUCGGACUGGUCCUGAGGAUGAAACACGCGCCGAGCUUGGGGACUCCGCAAUUUCCGGCCAAAUUGACACUAAGGAAGAACUAGUCUCCUCUAGCGUGGAUGUCGAAGCGCCCCUUGACCCGGUUUCCACUGAGUUUCCAGAAGUUCCAGAACAAUUGCCAGAACCCAAAGAUUCUUCUUCUUCUUCAACUCCGCCAGAAACCCCUGGGUCUGUGACUGAGCAAUUGGAAUCGGAGGCUCCUAUUGUGGAGCCCACUCCCGAAGAAACCCCUGAGUCUGUCGCUAUUCCCGUCACGCCACUAAAGGAUACCCCACCUAGCCCCGAGAUCGAAGCCACGGUCGCACCUGUAACCGUUUCAAUUGACUCUGUUCCGCUGGAUGAACCUACCUUUGAGGAGCCGAGAAUCUCAAAGCCCGAACAGAUCCCCCUGGACCAGCGACGAAAGAUACACCUAGAGCCAAUUCAGGUCCCGACCCUCGAGUACUCGGAUGACGACUGCCUUCUUUCGGACGAUUCUUUCAUGGAGGAAUUGAGAUCUGCCACUGUGCAGGAGGCCCGCCCGGUUGCUGUCAACUCACCCAAUGGUGGUCAGCACUGGAGAAGCCCAUCCCGCGCCGUCUCGACCCCCAAUGGCCUCCCAUCUCCUGCCUUCUCGCAGACACUCGCCGUAGGCGGCCGAUCUGCGUCGAGCUCAUAUCUCGACAACGGGCCUCUGACCCCGGUGCUCAUGGCAAAGAAAGUCAACGUUUCAUCUGGAAUCUCAAGCCGUAUCAAAGCCUUGGAAAAAUUCACAAGUCGAGAAGGCUCUCCCAACCCAACGAUCAACGGACCCGCGCCAUCUGCUUCUUCUUCCUUUGAGAAUCUCCGCAAACGUGCAUCAGUCUCUUAUCCUGGCGAUGUUACCCUGCCCGAUUUCUCUCGUGCGCCAAGCGUGAAUCUACAUGAGUCGCGCCCAGCUACUAGUAUGGCGCGCCGCACCAACUCAAUCUCCGUAACCGCUCAUAUUGUGCGUGACUCAAACGACUCACCUGUCUCUCCAGGUCCAGAGCAGUUCGAGUCCGAUGUACUCAAUCUCCAGCCCAGUCCUCCAACAGUUGAGCACGACUCGGCUGAAAAUUCUUCCCCUCAAAGUUUGACCCCACCCCCACCGGUGGAGUCUACCAACAAUGUGGGUGACCGAAGCAUGUCUAUGUCAUCUACUGGUUCUAGUCGACAAACUCCUAUCUCUCGUCCCACGAGCCGGCUGUCGUUGUCUUCGCGCACAAAGACCGACGAAAAUCUGCAUUCGUCGUCUUCUUCGACCCCUGAUGAUAAGAGAGUAUCUCGCGCCUCCCGUCUGAUGCGUCGCAUGUCAUCGAUUACGUCAAGUUCUCGUCGUAGCAUUAUUGGAGCCCUUAGCUCGCCUGUGAAGGAGGAAGAUUUUGCUACAAUCGCUGCUGGCGAGUCGGCCAACUCCCCGGCAUCCUCACGUCAGAGCCUGUCGAAGCCAAUUGAGAUCGGCGAGGUCAAUGUCCAAUUCCCUGAUACCCUCCUUUGGAAACGUCGAAGCAUGUGCAUUGAUGAGAAUGGAUAUGUUGUGCUCACACCUGGAACCACUGACGCGACUGCUCGCAACAUGAUCAAGCGCUACCACCUGACCGAGUUCCGAACCCCCUGUCUGCCUGACGAGGAUAUGCAAGAGCUGCCCAACAGUAUUCUGCUGAACUUUUUGGAUGGCAGCACUCUUCAGUGUGCUUGUGAAUCUCGACAGGGACAGACUUCCGCCUUGCAGACCCUUGUUGACGCCCACAUCGCCAACCAAUCAUAA
This is a messenger RNA of Penicillium verhagenii, 3504 nucleotides long. RefSeq lists its product as uncharacterized. Lineage: Eukaryota; Fungi; Ascomycota; Eurotiomycetes; Eurotiales; Aspergillaceae. The transcript has 3 exons. The record is from RefSeq and is a predicted model, not a curated record. Bases 1 to 3504 code for a protein of 1167 amino acids.